Mytilinidion resinicola is the source of this 1854-nucleotide messenger RNA. RefSeq names its product trichothecene efflux pump. The transcript has 6 exons. Gene Ontology annotation, molecular function: transmembrane transporter activity. Gene Ontology annotation, biological process: transmembrane transport. The record is from RefSeq and is a predicted model, not a curated record. Bases 1 to 1755 code for a protein of 584 amino acids. Lineage: Eukaryota; Fungi; Ascomycota; Dothideomycetes; Mytilinidiales; Mytilinidiaceae.
AUGCAUGAGAAAGCAGGAGACCUUGAGCAUCAACCUAGCAAGAACGUUCCCAUCGACACUGAGGAUGACUUCAAGCUCACUUGGGGAAUGUCAUUCGCUAUGUUGGCUCUCCUCAGUGGAUACAUGUCAGCUGUCUUCUGCAUCCAAAUGGCUUCAGUCGCUCUAGUAACUAUCAAUGAAGAUAUUGGACCAAGCUCAUCUUUCACAUGGAUCGCAACCAGCCAAGUCAUCCCAGUAGCCGUAUUCGGCCCCAUGGUCGGCCGUCUAGGUGACAUUUUCGGUCGACGAAACUCUAUAAUGCUUGGCAACCUUUCCGGCCUAGUUGGGUGCGUAAUCUCUGCGACUGCUACACGCGUCGAGGUUGUCAUCGGUGGAGGAAUCUUCAUCGGCCUCGCAACAUCACUCCAGCAGCAAGCCUGGGCGGCUCUCGGCGAGAUCGUCCCUAAGAAGCAUCGAGGCCUUGUUCUUGGUCUGUUCGAACUGGCCAACAUCGCUCCUGGGGCAUUCGGGCCCAUCAUAGGCACUGCUGUCGUCAGGGGUGCUGGAUGGCGAUGGGUUUAUUGGUUCCCAUUCAUCCUGAACACUGUCGGAUUCUUUCUCAUCUUCCUAUUCUACCGCCCAAAGAACCAAUACAUCAAGGAGGCCGGAAGAACCAGAUGGCAAGAGGUCGCAGAUCUGGACUGGGUAGGAAUUUUCCUCUGGGGAGUCGGGCUAACCCUGUUCCUCCUCGGGAUCUCAUUUGGUGGGAGCCAGUUGGCAUGGAAAUCCGGAGGAACCAUCUCCAUGAUUGUUAUCGGGCUUGUUCUCUUGAUAGCCUUGGGAUUCUACGAAGCUUACGUCCCACAAGUGUUGCCACUGUUCCCAGGCGUCGUCCUCCGUAAAAUCCGAGGUGUCACUCUUGUGCUCAUCGGCACGUUCCUCUUCGGCAUGUUGUACUACUCUACUGCUGUGCUAUGGCCUCAACAGAUUCAAGUUCUAUACACACAGAACAUCAUCAAUGUUGGUUGGUACGCGUGCGCGCUCGGUAUGGCCGGUAUACCUACGAGUGUUCUCACUGGUUUCCUCUUUGCACGGGUCGGGCACUCGCGCAUCAUGUUCACAGUCAUCAUUGCUGUUGGCACUGUUGGCGCUGGAUUAAUGGCUCUCGUUUCUCCCAGCUCAAGCACCGAGUCUACUGUCUUCGUCGCCUUGAUCGGAGUAUGCACCGGCGGAGGAUUCGUCGUCGCCGCCGCCAUGAUCCAGCUGGCCGUCGAGCACGAGUACAUCGGCAUCGCGACCGCCCUGUGUGUCACGGCUCGUAAUGUCGGAGGCGCUGUCGCUACCGUCAUCUACACCGCCAUCUUCACCGGCCGACUCAAGUUCUACGUUUCACAAUUUGUCGUAGGGGGGUUGCUAAAGGCCGGUGUUGCUCCUACCAGCCUCGCUGGUGCUACCUUCGCUCUGCUAGGCCAGGGCCCUGUAUCUGGUCUCGCCGGACUGACCCCACAGCAGAUCGAGGUCGGCAUGAACGCGGUGAAGCAGUCAUACGCGCACGCUUUCCGCAUCGUCUAUCUGUCUUCGAUCGGCUUUGGCGUCGUUGGAACCGUCUGUGUAGCCUUCUGCAAGAACUGCGAUGACAAGAUGACGAACCACGUGGACAUCAAGCUCAAUGAAGGCGCGAAGCUUACCGGUAUUACUGAUGAAGGGAAGGGCCAUAUCAUCAGUGUUGAGGAGCAGGAGAACCUUCGUCAUCGCCACCAUCAUCAAUCAAAUUGAUCGAUCGCGGAUGCAGUCUCGAUCUGGAUCUUUAUCUCUGGGACUGUAUUGCUAGCUAGCUAUCUCUAAUAUGGCAGACACAAGUGUGUACAUAAUAAC